Messenger RNA from Pyrus x bretschneideri (Chinese white pear), 1247 nucleotides. Its product is annotated as D-aminoacyl-tRNA deacylase. Gene Ontology annotation, molecular function: D-aminoacyl-tRNA deacylase activity. The transcript has 8 exons. Bases 58 to 1029 code for a protein of 323 amino acids. Gene Ontology annotation, biological process: D-amino acid catabolic process. Lineage: Eukaryota; Viridiplantae; Streptophyta; Magnoliopsida; Rosales; Rosaceae. The record is from RefSeq and is a predicted model, not a curated record.
AAUAGUAAACAAAGCUUCUUUCCCCUUUGCAACGCAGCCACAAAAACGACAAAGAAGAUGGUGACGCUGAUCGUGGCGACGACUACCGACCCGGCCUCCGUCAACCCGGCCAAUGCCCUCCUAGCCAUGCCCGGCUGGGACCCCUCCCCUUCCUGUUUACAGGACAUGAAGGGGUUUGUCAACGGAGGAGGAGGAGGAGUCAGGGUUUUGCUGCACGGUAGGGGAAUUGUGGAAGAAGACGACUUGGACAAGCGGUGGGAGGAGGCCACCGGCGAGCGAGUCGACGAGGUGAUAUUUCUGAGCAAACACACCGCCGUCUCCAACCGGCCGGCACUGACCGUGCACCCGAUCGGGAUCCCUCAUCUACGUGAAGGCAAGGCUGGACCGCAAGGCGGAAAGCCCGGUUGGGCUGCGCCGCCGAGCCCCCGCAUUGGUCCCUGGCUCCGGCACCUGAAAAAGCUUGCUCAAGCCCACAACUUGGUUCCUGAGUUCGAGAUUACUUUGGAGGGUACACAUCAUGGACCGGUCACGAAUACAUCUACUCUGUUCUUGGAGAUUGGCAGCACGGAUGAGUACUGGAAGAGGCAGGAUGCAGCACAAGUUAUGGCUCUAUUAGUUUGGGAAGGACUUGGGCUUGGAGGGGAAGCUGCUGUUGGAAACUGGAACGGGGAGAAGGAUAACAAUAAAGUUCUUCUUGGAUUGGGCGGUGGACAUUAUGCUCCUCGGCAUAUGGAUAUAGUUCUGAAAGACGGUGUGUGGGUAGGCCAUCUACUUUCGGGUUAUUCCUUGCCGAUGGAAGAUCCAAACCAGUCCAAAGCAGAAACAAAUGCAAAAGAUACGAAAGACAUUGGUGGAACUUGGAAACAAUCGAUCAAAGCAGCAUUUGAGGCUACCCAGUAUGCUUUCCCUGGUGGGGAAGUUGUAGCUCAUCUUGAUCAGAAGAGUUUCAAAAGCUGGCAAAAGAAUGCUAUAACGGCUUUCCUAGGCGAGCAGAACAUCAAAAUUGGCAAACCCAACGAUUUCUACUAGAUUUGAUGAAUCCCAUUCAUAUAUAGUUCGAUUUUAACCCAAUUUUACUACACAGAUUAUGGCUGUUGCUAAAUGGUAAAUGAAGCAGGAAGCAAAUAUGAAUUAUGAAUGAAAUAUGUAUAUUUUUUUUUCAAAUCAGUUUGUCGUUGUGAUGUGAUGUAAUUUUGGAUUUGAGGCUUCAGUGGAGCCAGAAGUUAAUGAAAAUUAUGAAAACCCAA